Messenger RNA from Esox lucius (northern pike), 4878 nucleotides. RefSeq names its product NMDA receptor synaptonuclear signaling and neuronal migration factor. Gene Ontology annotation, cellular component: cytoplasm; nucleus. Bases 534 to 2354 code for a protein of 606 amino acids. NCBI's taxonomy places the organism in Eukaryota, Metazoa, Chordata, Actinopteri, Esociformes, Esocidae. The transcript has 16 exons. Gene Ontology annotation, biological process: positive regulation of neuron migration; regulation of neuronal synaptic plasticity. The record is from RefSeq and is a predicted model, not a curated record.
GGCUGGUGUGAAGGACCUUCAAGCCAUACAGUCUGUACUGUACCGCAGAGGUGCUCUGUUGUGUAUCCUUUCGAUAGCUGAGAAAUCUAAGGAGAUAGGAGAAAAGGUUAGUAAAUAGGGAGCUUUUCUCUCUGUGUCCCACUUAAGGCUCCCAGGCAGUCCCAGGGAAUGUUCUGGAGAGAGCUGACGUGGUACGGAUGCCUGUGUUGGCUGGCCUUCAAUAAUUGAGAGUGCCUGUCAGGGAUAAGGCGUCCACCCACGGUGUGUAGCUCCUCUUCCCUGACAGAGCUCCUGGGGGAGGAAGAUGCAAGUGGAAGGAGCCUGGAUAGGAGCAGGGACACAGAUGGAAACGGACCCCAGGUGUCAAUUUCUGUGUGGAUUUGAAAGUCAGUGUUUUUACUGUUGUCAAUAUUAAUAAUGUCUUAGUCUGUCUUAUUUCCUGUGUGUUUUAAAUUCUUAAUGGAGAGCUGGCGUGGGCCGUAGAGAGGAUUGAGGCGGUCCUCAGGAAAUGAUGUCGCUGUACCGGAUCAUCCAUGGCUCUGAUCUGUGUUCCCGUGAGAAGAGCAGCGCGAGCGUUUGGAGAGUACCUGUCCCACACACACCCUGAGAACCGAAACGGAUCAGCUCAUCUCCUGUCUGACACAUUCGUGGGCCAAGACUCCCCUGGCGGUGUCCGUCACCACAAUAACAACCAUCCCCACCACCACCUGAGUUUUCCGGCCUCCCCAGACUCCAGCCUGGUGAAGCCUGCGUUGGGCCACCUUCAGCCCCCGCCCCCCUCCAUCAACCCCACCAAGGCCCGACUGUCUCUUGAGCGCAGCUUCUCGGCUGAAGAGGACCAGCAGAAGUGCGUGGAGUGCACCCUGCGGCCCGCCCGUGUCUACACCAUCACCGGAGACCACGGCAUGCUGGGUAGCAACCGGGGCAGCAAGGAGAGCCUGGAGCUAGAGGUUCUGAAGGGGGCGUCCACCCUUGUCCAGCCCUCCACCUCCCCCUCCUCCAACUCCUCUUCCUCCCCCACCCAUCACCACCUCACGCGCCACGGUCACCGCGGCGGCGCUCACCGUGACGACGGGAGCCAUCGGCACGGCAACCACCACAACCUCGCCGUCGCCGGCGGGGCCGCCGGCCAUCACGGCCACCACGGCAGCCACCACCACCUGUCCCAGCAGCCCUUGUCGAGCUCGGUCAGCGCCCACAACAUCCGCAGCUGGGGGGAGGGGGGGAAGGGAGGCUCGCGGGAGGACUGCAGCCUCAACGCGGCCUUGGACUCCAGCGGAGCCCCGUCCCGUAGCCAGGGCUCCCUGGACCUAGAGAGCUCCCGCGAGGCAGGCAAGCAACACAGGCGUCUGGAGAGGAUGUGGAGUGUGGACCGGAUGACUGGGCUGGAGAGAGAGGAUAACAACUGGUACCCAAAAGACAGCAUGUUCAGCUUUCAGACUGCUACGACCACCAUGCAGGCAAUAUCGACAUUCCGGGGAUUUGUGCAGAGAAAGAGGAGGGAGAGGGAGCUGGAUUCUGCUGAAGUCAUCCAGAGAAACUUCCGGAAGCAUCUGAGAAUGGUGGGCAGCAGGAGAAUGAAGGCACAGACGUUUGCUGAGCGUAGAGCGAAGAGUUUCAACCGGUCCUGGAGUGACCCCACCCCUGUCCAGAAUGAGUCUCCACAUGACCCUAGAGACAGUGGCGACAUGCAGACCUCGUGUGGGACACUGGAUGAGGGGGAGCGUGAGGAUCUCGACUGGGAGGAGGAGAGAGAGUUGGAGAGACUGGCAUGUGAAGGAGAUGACUUCAUUCCACCCAAAAUCAUGCUAAUCAGCUCCAAAGUCCCCAAGGCGGAAUACGUUCCCAACAUCAUCCGUAGAGAUGACCCCUCAAUUAUCCCUAUCCUCUAUGACCAUGAACAUGCUACAUUUGAUGAUAUCCUCGAGGAGAUUGAGAAAAAACUAACAGCCUACAGGAGAGGGAGCAAAAUCUGGAGGAUGCUCAUUUUCUGUCAGGGAGGUCCAGGACAUCUGUACCUGUUAAAGAAUAAAGUGGCAACAUUCGCCAAAGUGGAGAAAGAGGAGGACAUGAGCCAGUUCUGGAGGAGACUGAGUCGCUUUAUGAGCAAAGUGAACCCUGAACCCAACCUCAUCCAUAUCAUGGGCUGCUAUGUCCUGGGCAACCCCAAUGGAGAGAAGCUGUUCCAGAAGCUGAAGAACCUGAUGAGGCCUUAUUCCAUCGAAUUCGAGUCGCCACUGGAACUGUCUGCACAGGGAAAAGAGAUGAUUGAGAUGUACUUCGACUUUCGUCUCUUCCGUCUGUGGAAAACGCGCCAGCACUCCAAACUCCUGGACUACGAGGAUCUUUUGUGACAAGGCUCCAAGGCUUUGUGACAAGGCUCCCUGUAGCAUACAAGCAGUCUAUACUGGGCCAAGAGGACCCACUGACCACCACUGCUCAACUCAACCAUAAAACCCAUCUUAGCUACUUUCAUCCAGGAGAGAACUGGGAGUGGGCCCACAGGAGAGGACAGGAAGUGGGCCUACCGGAUAGGACAGGGAGUGGGUCUACAGGAGAGGACUGUGAAUUGGGAUACAGGAGAAGACUGGGAGUGGGGCUACAGGAGAGGAGGAGGAGAAUGUUGACUAGAGGCUCAGUGGGAAAGAAAAAAACAGGAGGUGGAGUUGGUGACAUAGCAGCUUUCAAAGCGCUGUGUCUCUCACCUAUUAUUUACUUAAACUUUCCUCUCACCUCCUACGAUACCGUAAAGGUCAGGGGUCAAUGAUAGAGAAUCUAAGCCAAACUGAUACAAGAACAAGUAAACCUGAAGAUGGAAAGAAACAGUGAGAUGUAUGAAGGGAGAGACUGACCGGGGGGAAGGGAACUUCUGUACCCUAUCUCUCUCCUUCGUCAAUGAGGAAUUAACAUUUAUUUUGUGUCUGAGGUGCUUAUAGCACUGACAUGCUUUGAAAGGCAAUUGUUUGUUACUGUAUUUGUUGAGUGUCUCUGAGAAUCUGGAUUGGAAAAGCAAUGAUGUCCAUACUGUAGUGUGUGUGUAUACAUCACAUGAAUAUAGUCUAUCUCUAGUCACGCAAAUACUCUAUAUAUGAGAAUAUAAUACAUCAUUUAUUUUUAUGUGUAUUCUUGUGGUGUUUCUUAUGAACUCUUUUAAAUAACUCAGGUUUUAGCCAUGAAAUAAUGUUUGUUUUUGUUUUUUUUAUCUCCUACUAUACCAGAUAUUGUAAUCAUAAUUGCCAUUGCUUGGGAGGAAUGUAUAUCUCAAAGACAUUAAUCUUCUAACUGUUCAACUGAUUCAGCUCUGAAUGUAUAGGAAUGAUGUGACCACAAAUAAUGCUGUGCAUUUGUGUGUUUGUGUGUAUGUGCGUGUGUGUGUGUGUGUGCUUGAGUAUAUGCAUUUUGUGUGUGUUUUUCCUCCAAUAUAGCCAAGCUGUCACUGGUACACAUUUUCAUUACAUGAGUUGUGAAAUCAUAUGUACACAUUUAUGUCAGAUUAGUGGUGACAUUACUCUCACACAUUUACAUGAGAUGAGUUGUGACAUCAUUGUCACACAUUUACAUCAGAUCACUGAUACACAUUUACAUCAGAUGAGUGGUGACAUCACUAUCACACAUUUACAUCAGAUCACUGGUACAUAUUUACAUCAGAUGAGUUGAGAUAUCACUGGUACACAUUUACAUCAGACGAGUUGUGACAUCACUAACAUAUUUACAUCAGAUGAGUUGUGAUAUCACUGGUACACAUUUACAUCAGAUCACUGGUACACAUUUACAUCAGAUGAGCUGUGAUAUCACUGGUACACAUUUAAUCAGAUGAGUUGUGAUAUUACUGGUACAAAUGUAAUCAAAUGAGUUGUGAUAUCACUGGUACACAUUUAAUCAGAUGAGUUGUGAUAUCACUGGUACACAUUUAAUCAAAUGAGUUGUGAUAUCACUGGUACACAUUUAAUCAGAUGAGUUGUGAUAUCACUGGUACACAUUUAAUCAGAUGAGUUGUGAUAUCACUGGUACAAAUGUAAUCAAAUGAGUUGUGAUAUCACUGGUACACAUUUAAUCAGAUGAGUUGUGAUAUCACUGGUACAAAUGUAAUCAAAUGAGUUGUGAUAUCACUGGUACACAUUUAAUCAGAUGAGUUGUGAUAUCACUGGUACACAUAUCAGAUUAAUAGACAGUCCUGUCUCCCACUUAGGAUGGCCUAGGAGGCCCAGAACUCAGAAAAUACACGUAAGGGCCCCGAUUCCAUCUUUCUAACUAGUUGGUCUUCAGACUUGCCUUAUGUAGGUGCGUAACAGGUUUUUCAGGCGUAGUUCCCUUGCGCACUUUGAAUAAAGGUCAUUCAACUACUGAAAACCCUCAAACUUGCUGGCCAACUGACUUUCUGGUGGAGUUUUCAGGCACAUUCUGAAGCACACAUCAAACAUAGAAUCUUAGCCUUUGCAAAAGCGGAAACAUUUUUACCAACAUAAUCUGUUACCUCUCGGCAUCUGUGAAAGUUAUGUCUGGGAAGGUUCAUAGGAGUCGCUCAGCAAAUCAAAGAAGGCAAAUACUCCUUUGUACAGAUCCCCUAUGGUAUGAAUCCUAUUUCUGUCCAUCGCACAAAGGUACUAUCAAAGUUAGAGGGCAAAAGGAGGGGUUGCUCGCUAUUAGAAGCAGGAAUGACAUUGGCCUAACAUAAAUACUAGACAAUUUAUUUCCAGAUAUGGACAAUGCUGAAAUAUUAUUAUAAAGGUAUUUCUGUGGGCUGUCAGGUUUUCAGGUUCUGGCCUGAAAUCAAACUCACAAAAGCUGAUGUUGAAGAUACUGAACUAGUCUAAAGAAGGACAGUUUUCUUGCUUCUUUUCUCACCACAAGUUUUCAGCAGUGCUAACAUAAUCGCAA